This is a messenger RNA of Eubalaena glacialis (North Atlantic right whale), 1149 nucleotides long. It is a transcript of the gene LMX1A, whose product is annotated as LIM homeobox transcription factor 1 alpha. The record is from RefSeq and is a predicted model, not a curated record. Gene Ontology annotation, cellular component: nucleus. Bases 1 to 1149 code for a protein of 382 amino acids. Gene Ontology annotation, biological process: regulation of transcription by RNA polymerase II; neuron differentiation. Gene Ontology annotation, molecular function: DNA-binding transcription factor activity, RNA polymerase II-specific; RNA polymerase II transcription regulatory region sequence-specific DNA binding. The transcript has 8 exons. NCBI's taxonomy places the organism in Eukaryota, Metazoa, Chordata, Mammalia, Artiodactyla, Balaenidae.
AUGCUGGACGGCCUGAAGAUGGAGGAGAACUUCCAAAGCGCCAUUGAGACGUCGGCCUCCUUCUCCUCGCUGCUGGGCAGAGCGGUGAGCCCCAAGUCUGUCUGCGAGGGCUGUCAACGGGUCAUCUCGGACAGGUUUUUGCUGCGGCUCAACGACAGCUUCUGGCAUGAGCAGUGCGUGCAGUGUACCUCCUGCAAAGAGCCCCUGGAGACCACCUGCUUCUACCGGGACAAGAAGCUCUACUGCAAGUAUGACUACGAGAAGCUGUUUGCUGUCAAAUGUGGGGGCUGCUUUGAGGCCAUCGCGCCCAACGAGUUUGUGAUGCGGGCCCAGAAGAGCGUGUACCACCUGAGCUGCUUCUGCUGUUGUGUCUGCGAGCGGCAGCUCCAGAAGGGCGAUGAGUUUGUCCUGAAGGAGGGGCAGCUGCUCUGCAAAGGGGACUAUGAGAAGGAGCGGGAGCUGCUCAGCCUGGUGAGCCCGGCAGCCUCAGACUCAGGCAAAAGUGAUGAUGAGGAAAGUCUUUGCAAGUCAGCCCAUGGGGCAGGGAAAGGAGCCGCUGAGGAUGGCAAGGACCAUAAGCGCCCUAAACGUCCCAGAACCAUCUUGACAACCCAACAGAGGAGAGCAUUCAAGGCCUCAUUUGAAGUAUCCUCCAAGCCGUGCAGGAAGGUGAGGGAGACUCUGGCUGCAGAGACCGGGCUGAGCGUCCGUGUCGUUCAGGUGUGGUUCCAGAACCAGAGAGCUAAGAUGAAGAAGCUGGCCCGGCGGCAGCAACAGCAACAGCAAGAUCAACAGAACACCCAGAGGCUGAGCUCCGCUCAGACAAAUGGUGGCGGGAGCGCUGGGAUGGAAGGGAUCAUGAACCCCUACACCGCUCUGCCCACCCCACAGCAGCUCCUGGCCAUCGAGCAGAGCGUCUACAGCUCAGAUCCCUUCCGACAGGGUCUCACCCCACCCCAGAUGCCUGGAGACCACAUGCACCCCUACGGUGCUGAGCCCCUUUUCCACGACCUGGAUAGUGAUGACACCUCUCUCAGUAACCUGGGUGACUGCUUCCUAGCAACCUCAGAAGCCGGGCCCCUGCAGUCCAGAGUGGGAAACCCCAUUGACCACCUGUACUCCAUGCAGAAUUCUUACUUCACCUCUUGA